AUGACACGCGCCCUCAACGCCGGGCACAAGCGCCUGUUUGCUCUGAUCGCCCUUGUCCCUUUCUGGCUCAGCUUUGCUACCCUUGCAAGCGUCUCCACCACCAAUGCUUCUCUCGUAGCCAACAUCUCUCCUCGUCCUUCCGACCCUUCCCGCAAGUCGCUCUCUUGGGGUCCUGAACACAAACACAAGGUCUUUGCCGAUAUUGAGUCGGCCAACGAGGCUCCUCCCCUUCGUCGAGGCCUCGACUUUGCCAGCCGCAAGCAUGCAUACGCUGCUGCCAUCCACUACGUCAAUGCCGAAGCUGGCCCCAAGAACCCUUAUUCCGUGGCCACUCGCCUUGCAAAGCACCUUCUCGGAUACAAGCAGGCUCUUGCUCCCAACGGUCACGACUUUUACGUUCGACCCGAUUCAUACACUGAUCCUUCCAGCGGCAUCUCGCACUACUUCAUCCGCCAGCUCGUCAAUGGCCUCGAAGUUGCCGACGCUGAUCUCAACAUCAAUAUCUCACCCGAGGGCAAGAUCCUCUCCUUUGGCUCUUCCCUCUUCCCUGGACACGCUCCUCCACCUUUCACCAACCAAGGUGUACCUUCCACUGAAGCAGCCUCCGAGGACGAAAUCUCUCAGCGAUGCGAUCAGCUUCGAUCCCAGCUCCAGUCUCGUCUCUUCCCUCAGCCUCAGUCUGACGCCUCGCCUGAGUACACCGAGACUCCUGGUGCCGACUGGUCCGAUAGCAACGAGGCCUUCGUUCGAGGUGGCGUACACCAGUAUGUCUUUGACAGUCUCGCCAAGCCUCCUGCUGCCAGACACGCUUCUCAACGAGCCAAGGUUGACCCUCAGAGCGUGCUGCCCCUUCAGGAGGAGCUGCACGAGCUCUGCAGCGUCCCUAGCGAUGAUCCCCUCCUCCAGGGUGCAGAUCUCUCCUCUCGCCUUGCUGGCUCUCUCUCCCACCUUCGUGCCAAGCGCGAUCUCAACGGGCCCGAGUCCAUCGUUGAUCCUCGUCUCGCCCUGAUCUACUUCUUACGACAGGCCACCCCUGACGAGCGUCUCGCCGCUCGUCUCUCGGACCCACGCGCUGCCGAAAGCGAGGCUGCUCAGAUCGUCACCACUUUUGAGCACAAGCUUCAGCCUCACGCUGGCAAGACUGAUUCGGGUGCCCAGGCCUCUCACACUCAGAUCGAGUACCUUCACAACGUCCCUACUGCCAAGGGUCCCGUCCCUGCUCAGCUUGCCUACGUCCAGACUGAAGCCGAAGGCCUCAACUUGGUCUGGAAGUUCCAGGUGUCUCUCGAGGACAAUGCUUACGAAGCCUACGCCGAUGCUCACCGACCCGGUAGCAUCAGCACUGUCCUUGACUGGGUGCACAGCAUGCCCAAGCCUCGAUCCAAGUCGAACAAGGUCCCUUCUCUCGGUCGACCCGACUUUGGCAGCCACCAGGUGCCCGAGCUCGGCCGCCCUGACUUUUCCGGCUACACUUCCUCCAAGCCUGUCCAGGCUGAAACUCCUCCCGCUCCUAUGGCUCACGAUCCCGUGUACCGUGUCUUCAAGUGGGGUCUCAAUGAUCCCACCGAGGGUAAGCGCUCCAACGAAAAGGGUGAGCGCUACCAGCAAGCUUCUCCCGCUGGUUGGCACACGGUCCCCGGCAAGCACUCGCCCUUCUCGCCGCUCGAGGCUGACGAUGCUCGUACUGUGGUAGCAGACAACACUGUCUACUCGGACACUCGAGGCAACAACGUCUUUGCUCAGGCUGAUCCCUCUGGCAACGGCGAAUGGAAGUCGGAAUCCAUCAAGCGACCCAAGGGCCGUCCUAGCCCUGACAAGUCGACCGACAUGAUGUUCAACUACCCUUACAAGUGGCGCAAGUCAGAGAAGAAGCACUCAAAGCUCUCUCCUGCCGACUAUGUUGCUGCUGCCACCGUCCAGCUCUUUGUGACCAUCAACGAGUACCACGACCUUCUCUAUGCCUAUGGCUUUGACGAAGUCUCGGGUAACUUCCAGGAGCACAACUUCGGCCGCGGCGGCGAGGGCAACGACGGUGUCAUCGCCUUUGCUCAGGAUGGUGCUGGUACGGACAAUGCCGAUUUCAUGACUCCUCCCGAUGGUCAACGCGGUAGGAUGCGCAUGUAUGUUUGGGAUCAGUCGACCCCCUUCCGUGAUGGAGAUUUCGAAGCUGGUAUCGUGAUUCACGAGUACAGCCACGGUCUCUCGACUCGUCUGACGGGUGGUCCUGCCAACAGUGGCUGUCUUGGCUGGGGUGAGUCAGGCGGCAUGGGUGAGGGCUGGGGUGAUGUGCUCGCCUCGAUCAUCCGUCGCACCGGUGCUGCUCCUCACGACUGGCCAAUGGGCUCCUGGGCAUCGAACCGCACCAAGGGCAUUCGAAACUACCCGUACUCGACCAACAAGACGAUCAACCCCGAGACCUACUCCUACCUCGAUCACGCAGGUUACUGGGGAGUGCACGCCAUCGGUGAGGUGUGGGCGACCAUGCUCAACGAAGUCGAGGAAGCGCUUGUUGUCGAGCACGGCUUCACCACGAACCUCUUCCCUCCUGCCACCAACGCUACAGCUGAGGAGCAGUCCGCUUUCUUCCUUACCGAUGACGAGCUGACUUCUCUCGGCAAGCACCGUGUCAGCAAGCGUCGUGUGCCUCGGCACGGCAACUCGCUUUUGGUGCAACUCAUCCUGGAUGGCAUGAAGUUGCAGCCUUGCCGACCCAGCUUCUUUGACGCUCGUGAUGCGAUCGUUCAGGCUGACAAGCACCUCACUGGUGGUCAGAACAAGUGCCUAUUGUGGAAGGCGUUCGCCAAGCGUGGAUUGGGUUCGGAUGCUAGCGUGAUUGGCCGCACGCCUUGGGGCGGAGGAAAGCGCUCAGACGGUUACGCCGUGCCUAGCGAGUGCAAGUCUGCUUAG
Ustilago hordei is the source of this 2907-nucleotide messenger RNA. RefSeq lists its product as uncharacterized. Bases 1 to 2907 code for a protein of 968 amino acids. Lineage: Eukaryota; Fungi; Basidiomycota; Ustilaginomycetes; Ustilaginales; Ustilaginaceae. Gene Ontology annotation, molecular function: zinc ion binding; metalloendopeptidase activity. The transcript has a single exon. The record is from RefSeq and is a predicted model, not a curated record.